Molecule: messenger RNA, 3856 nt
Organism: Ictalurus furcatus (blue catfish)
Lineage: Eukaryota; Metazoa; Chordata; Actinopteri; Siluriformes; Ictaluridae
Product: E3 ubiquitin-protein ligase TRIM39-like
Exons: 6
Coding region: 19-1335 (438 amino acids)
Molecular function (GO): protein binding
Source: RefSeq, a predicted model, not a curated record
CUGCCUCAUCCAGCCAGAAUGCGCCUUUUUCUCACCAAACACCUCUCCGUGCCGAGGUCUCAGACCAGCUCUAACUCCUCCUGCGGUCCGAUGAUUGCGGGUUCCGCGGUGGUUUACUGCGUCACGUGCGAUCAGCCGCUCAGCAGCAGCUGCCUGAUUAACGGCACGCACCGGGACCACCGCCUGAAGGAUCUAAAGGACGCCGUGCACGAUCAAGUGAAAAAAUUGAAUGACCUGUCCGAGAAGCUGACAUCCAGAGAAAGGAAGUUUGGUGACCUCACACCAAGGUUUGAAGCAGCAGAGCGCGAGCUCGAGGAGAUGUGCAACCGGACACAGGAGCUGCUUCAGCAGGAGUACGGCACCCUGAUGGCUUUGAUCGAGCAGAAUCAGCAGCAGGCCUUUUUCAUCCUGAAUGCGCAGAAGGAAACACUAAAGCUGCAACUCCAUCAGCUGCACGAGGAUGCGCAGAACUACCAGAGCAAGUCCGCAGCCAUGAUCGAGUACGUGAAACAGCUCGGCAGCAAACAGGAGAGCGAGAAACCAGCCAGCCUGCUGGGGGAGAUCAGCGCACUUGAGACCAGCCUGCACACAAUGAACGGGUUUUACUCCUCUUUGGACAAGAAGUUGAAAGUCGACAACACAAGACUGAAAGCUCUGGAAAACUCCAUUAAGAAAAUCGUCGAAAAAAACAAAGAGCUUCUGCCACGGCCAUGGGAAUUUUCAGAGACAAUCACUUUGGAUGAGAGUAAAAAUCAAGGGAAUGUCCAGAUCUCAGAGGACAAGACAGAAAUGUACGUGAGCCCUUCAAGUGGUUUGAUCCAGACUGCUCGCUGGAACAAUACACAGGCCUCUCAGAGCUUCAGUAAAGGCCAGCAUUACUGGGAGGUGGCAGUAGGAGGCUGUGAGAGCUGGGCGGUGGGAGUAGUGGAAAACAUCCAGGUUAAAGCCAUCCAAACUCUGGUUCCUGGCCAUCAAAAGAAUUCAUGGAUUCUGGAGUGCGAUGGUGGCGAUCUCUCAGCGAUACACAACAGCGACUUCAGCAGGGUCAAGGGGAGCGAUAUUGAAACCCUCGGCAUCUUCCUGGAUUGCGAUAAAGGCCGACUGAAGUUCUACAACGUCAAUACAGGCUGCAUUGUGCAUUCAUUUAUUGCCAAGUUCAAGCACUCCGUAUGUCCCUUGUUCUGCAUCCGUGGACAGAAAGACAGUAUGGCACGCCUCAACAUCUGCAACCUGAUAAACAAAGUUGAUGCACAAUUGGACAGUGCCAGUACCUCCAUGACCUCAGAGACACCGAUUGAGGAGGAUAUGGAGUUGUCUUCUGAGAGCUCAAAUUAGGACAUGAUUUUAAAAAUGUGUUAAAGUAUAUUUAUUAUUUAUGUCAAGUACUAUUAUUGAUAUGAAGUCGUAUAUUUAUUAUUGAUAUUAAGUAUAUUAAGUACUUAAUAUUAAUUGAUAUUAAGUAUGAAGAUGUGGACAUACACACAGCCGAGAUGUAACCGUGCAAUAAAUAAAUGAAAUUUAUCUGUAAAUCCUGUUUAUUUGUAUAGACCACUGUGAAAAUGUCGAUGUUUUCUUGUUUUGUCGGUGUUUAAAGCCUUUUUUUCAUCUCCGCACGCCUAUAUACAGUGGAUUCAGAAAGUAUUCAGACCUCUUUACUUGUUGCACACUUUAUUGAUUUUGAAUGGAUAUUAAUUGCCAUUUUUACCCAUCAAUCCACACUUAAUCGUCCACAGGGAUGAAGCGAAAACUUGUUUUUAGAGAUUUUCAAAAAUGAAGUAACAAUCAGUCUUCCCAGGAGUGGGUGUCCCAGCAAAGUCAGUCCAAGGUCAGACUGUUUAAUGCUCAGAGAUAUACUUCACUGCAAGUUGAAUCAUAUUUAAUUACUUGUUUACCACUAUACUUUUCACCUGGCUGCCACCGCAAUAACUGCUAUGUGCCCUCCGCUAAUAUUGGCACCCUUGGUAGUUUUUUGGCAAUAAACACCAGAGGUGGUUUUGGCGCACACAGAGAGGUAGCCAUAUGGAAAAGUGCCCACGUUUAAAUAUGGUGGUGGCUCUUUAAUGUUUUGGGGCUGUUUUUCUGCCAGAGGACCUGGACAUUUUGUUAGGAUACCAAAUAUCAACAGAUAUUAAAUGAAAACCUGACUGCCUCUGCCAGAAAUCUUAAAAUAGGCCAUGGUCGGAUCUUCCAGCAGGACAAGGAUUUAAAACAUCAAGGUCAACAUCAAAUCAAGGUCCGGCCAUGGCCAUCCCAGUCCCCUGACUUGAAAUCCAUAGAAAACCUGUGGGGUGAACUGAAGAAGAGAGUCCACCAGUGUGGACCUGGAAAUUUGAAGGAUCUGGCGAGAUUCUGUAAGAAGGAAUGGUCUCAGAUCCCUCGCCAUGUAUUCUCCAACCUCAUCAGGAAUUAUAGCAGAAGACUCAGAGCUGUUAGGUGGUAGGGAGGUAGCGCAAAGUAUUGACUAAAAGGGUACCAAAAAUUGUCGCACACCUAUAUUUAACAAAGAUUUUUUUUUAUAUAUAAACCUGUGUUUUUUGCACCGGUUUGAUAUCCAUGAGAGCAGGGUAUUUUUUGUGAAUUUUUUAACAAAAGAUCAAAAGGGUAAAGAGUAAAGACAAUUUUUCACACCCUUCUUUGCUCACAUUUACCAAGGGUACCAAUAUUAGUGAAGGGCAUUGUAUGUUAUACGCUUAUCUGCUGAAUACUAUGUCAUAGUAUGUUAUGUUUACAUUCACAUUAGUUUUUAUUAUAUUGUUAGAUAAUAUAAUAUUGCACCAUAUUUUGCACUACCUGUUGUAUCGGACACACUAGAACUGUGUACAGGUCGGCGCUACACUGUCACUUACUGUGCCUGUUUUCCUGUUUUAAUAGUUACUGUCCUGUCUUUAGUCGUUUGCAGACGUUUGCACAUGCACUUUAUGUAUAAAUGUGUAGAUCUUAUUUAGUUCUGUGUGGUCUCAUGUGGUUAUUGUGUGUUAUGGACUACCACAGUCCUGGAGGAACAUUGUUUCAUUUCACUGCGUACUGAACCAGCUGUAUGUGGUUGAAAUGACAAAAAAGCCACUUAACUUGACUUAACUUGCGUUAUAUACUGUAUAUAAUAGUGUAUGUGGCCAUUAAAAAUCUUGAAUCUUGAAUCAUGUGAUCUACAGGCCUCUGUAAGCACAUGUUUAGCAAAUGUUUAUGUUCACGACAGCACAAUCAGAAAAUGACUGAACAAGUACGGUUUUCAUGGAAGGGUGGCUAGAAAAAAGCCUCUACUCUAAAAAGAAUACGGCAGCAUGACUAAGGUUUGCAAAAUUGCAUCUGAACAAACCACAAAAGUUCUGGAACAAUAUCCUUUGGACUGAUGAGAGAAGGUGUUUGGUCCUCAUGCCCAGUGCUAUGUUUGGCAGAACCAAAGACAGCUCAUCACCACAAACAUCUCCUAUCAAAUUGUUGGAGGAUUGGUGAUGAUUUGGGCUUGUUUUGCAGCCUCAGGUCCUGAGAAACCUGAGUUUGGUACUUUUAAUUUUUACUUUUAAUGAAUCACAUGAAAAUGAAUCACAUGUAAAUGAAUCACAUGAAUAUGAAUAACAUGAAAAGGAAUCGCAUGUCAAUGAAUCACACGUAAAUGAAUCAUAUGUAAUGAUUAUGAAAUGAUUAUCUUAUAUGAAUAUGAGAUAUUGUGAUAUCUACAAAAUCUCAGAAAUGUGUAUAUAGAAUUAAAUAGUAUUGAAGGUCUAUUUUCUUUUUCCCAUGAUUUUACAGGUGCACAUAUGAAUAAGGUAUUGCCAUUCAUCAUUGACUCAUAACUUGAACUACAACACGAACACACAGGUGUGAAGUUUAAUUACCAUUAUACAUACACAUGUAG